Molecule: messenger RNA, 2881 nt
Organism: Oryctolagus cuniculus (rabbit)
Lineage: Eukaryota; Metazoa; Chordata; Mammalia; Lagomorpha; Leporidae
Gene: GRHL3
Product: grainyhead like transcription factor 3
Biological process (GO): regulation of transcription by RNA polymerase II
Cellular component (GO): nucleus
Molecular function (GO): RNA polymerase II cis-regulatory region sequence-specific DNA binding; DNA-binding transcription activator activity, RNA polymerase II-specific
Source: RefSeq, a predicted model, not a curated record
GGCCAAGAGUUAACAGCUGCACCUGUUGAGGUAUCCUUGCAGUCGCCGGCACCUGUACUUACAGCCAAUCAGCGCCAGGGCUGCUCGGAACCUACCUGUCAGCAAAAUCCCGACAUCCAAACCUCAACAUAAAUCAAACACUUCCCAGUGCAGGGAAUGUCCGCGGGAGGCCGGAAUUAGAGACAAGCAGUGAGCAGAGCCUCGGCGGCGAGGAGUCGCGGGAGCCCGGGAGCAGGAAGAUGUCGAAUGAACUUGAUUUCAGGUCUGUGCGGCUGCUGAAGAACGACCCAGUCAACUUCCAGAAGUUUCCCUACACCAGUGAGGACGAGGCCUGGAAGACGUACCUGGAAAACCCCCUGACGGCCGCCACCAAGGCCAUGAUGCGGGUCAACGGGGACGAUGACAGCGUCGCCGCCCUGAGCUUCCUCUACGAUUACUACAUGGGUCCCAAGGACAAACGGAUCCUGUCCUCCAGCACCGGUGGCCGCAAUGACCAGGGCAAGAGGUACUACCACGGCAUGGAGUAUGAGACGGACCUCGCGCCCCUCGAGAGCCCCACCCACCUCAUGAAGUUCCUGACAGAGAACGUGUCCGGGACCCCGGAGCACCAGGAUCUGCUCAAGAAAAACAACCUGAUGAGCCUGGAGGGGGCUGUGCCCAGCCCAGGCAAGGCCGCGCCCCUGCCCCCGGGCCCCAGCAAGCUGGAGGCGGGCUCUGUGGACAGCUACCUGCUACCCACCAGCGACAUGUAUGAUAACGGCUCCCUCAGCUCCUUGUUUGAGAGCAUUCACGGGGUGCCACCCACGCAGCGCUGGCAGCCGGAUAGCACCUUCAAGGAUGACCCGCAGGAGUCACUGCUCUUCCCAGAUAUCCUGAAAACAUCCCCGGAACCGUCAUGUCCCGAGGACUAUCCUGGCCUCAAGAGUGACUUCGAGUACACCCUGGGCUCCCCCAAAGCCAUCCACAUCAAGUCAGGCGAGUCACCCAUGGCCUACCUCAACAAGGGCCAGUUCUACCCGGUCACCCUGCGCACCCCGGCUGGCGGCAAAGGCCUGGCCUUGUCUUCCAACAAAGUCAAGAGCGUGGUGAUGGUCGUCUUUGACAACGAGAAGGUGCCAGUGGAGCAGCUGCGGUUCUGGAAGCACUGGCAUUCCCGGCAGCCCACUGCCAAGCAGCGGGUCAUCGACGUGGCUGACUGCAAAGAAAACUGCAACACGGUGCAGCACAUCGAGGAGGUGGCCUAUAACGCGCUGUCAUUUGUGUGGAACGUGUACGAGGAGGCCAAGGUGUUUAUCGGCGUCAACUGCCUGAGCACAGACUUCUCCUCGCAGAAGGGGGUCAAGGGCGUCCCCUUGAACCUGCAGAUCGACACCUACGACUGCGGCCCGGGCUCCGAACGCCUGGUGCACCGCGCCGUCUGCCAGAUCAAGAUCUUCUGUGACAAGGGAGCUGAAAGGAAGAUGCGAGAUGACGAGCGAAAGCAGUUCCGGAGGAAGGUCAAAUGCCCCGACUCCAGCAACAGCGCAGGUAUCAAGGGCUGCCUGCUGUCCGGCUUCAGGGGCAACGAGACCACCUACCUGCGGCCUGAGGCUGACCUGGAGACCCCACCGGUGCUGUUCAUCCCCAACGUGCACUUCUCCAGCUUGCAACGCCCCGGAGGGGCGGUCCCCUCGGCAGGACACAGUGGCUCUAACAGGUUGCCUCUGAAACGCCCCUGCUCGCCUUUUCCCGAGGACUUUGAGCCCCUGCCCUCCAAGCAGGCCAAGGAAGAUGACCUCCAGAGAGUUCUGCUCUACGUCCGGAGAGAGACCGAGGAGGUGUUUGACGCCCUCAUGUUGAAGACCCCAGACCUGAAGGGGCUGAGGAACGCGAUCUCUGAGAAGUAUGGGUUCCCCGAAGAGAACAUUUACAAAGUCUACAAGAAAUGCAAGCGGGGAAUCUUGGUCAACAUGGACAACAACAUCAUCCAGCAUUACAGCAACCACGUCGCCUUCCUCCUGGACAUGGGGGAGCUGGACGGCAAGAUCCAGAUCAUCCUCAAGGAGCUGUGAGGCCCGAGCUGCUGACCCCUUGGGCCCCGGGGUGCAGGCUCCCGGCCAGGAGCCUGCUGGGAAACCGCCCCUCGCCACACACAACCUCUGCACGUGCCUCAGUGCUGUUACUUGAAUGCCCUCCCCGAGGGAAGAGGCCCUCGAGUCUCCAAUCACAGAUGUCAAGGCCAGGAAGGGACCUUGGCAGUGUUCCGGUCCGACCCCCCAGUGCGUGCUUGAAUCCGCUCCCUGAACAUCCUGCCUGCACCUGCCCACCUGAGGUGGGGCCAUCUCGGUCAGCGCCCGCCCUGCAGACUCCUCCUCCCAAAAUGCUUUGCUGCAGCAGUCCAUGGGUGCCCACCCUCACCGCUACAGCGUAACGCCAGCUGGCUCCAUUCGGGCACAGCCCCUACUCCGGAUCUUCCUGUCAACUUCAGACCAAGGAUGUCCCACCCUUGGGCCGGUUAACUUGAAAACUCUUGAUUUUCAGUGCACAUGACUUUAAAAGACACUCUGGAAACAGUCUCUUUCUUACUGACUUUCUCAAUGCAAGAUGUACAUAAUAGAGCUGAUUGGAACCAAGGGACCACUGUGUAGAUUUACUGCCCUCCCCACUCACUGUUGUACACAUUUCUUAUUUACAAUUUUCAUUUAUGUUAUAUAUAUAUAAAUAUAUAUUGUAUAUAUACGUAACAUUUUAUAUUUUUCAUGGAUACAUUUUUAUCAUUUCAAAAAAUGUGUAUUACACAUUUCUUGGACUAUUUUUUUUAGCUGUUACUCAUUAUGUAUUUUGUAUACUCACAUGGUAUUUAGUAAUAAAAUCUACCUAUGUAUUACUACGAACGCUGCAC